Messenger RNA from Capsaspora owczarzaki ATCC 30864, 1512 nucleotides. Its product is annotated as flotillin 2-PF. NCBI's taxonomy places the organism in Eukaryota, Filasterea, Ministeriida, Capsasporidae. Bases 68 to 1387 code for a protein of 439 amino acids. The transcript is spliced from 2 exons. Gene Ontology annotation, cellular component: plasma membrane. Gene Ontology annotation, biological process: protein localization to plasma membrane; regulation of myoblast differentiation. The record is from RefSeq and is a predicted model, not a curated record.
UGUUGCUGUUCUAGCUUUCCGUUUUAUUCAGUCAGUCACUCUCACUCCUUUAUUCUAGCCGUUUCUCAUGGGCAACGUUCACACAGUCGGACCGAACGAGGCGCUCGUCAUUUCGGGUGGCUGCAGUUCUGGCGCUCGCAAGGUCAUUAUUGGCGGCUACGGCUUUGCCUGGUGGCUCGUCUCUGACAUUAAGCGACUCACUCUCGAGGUCCUCACCCUCGAACCCGUCUGCAACGACGUCGAGACAAAGCAGGGCGUCGCAGUGUCGGUCUCGGCCGUCGCACAGGUCAAGUUCCUCACCGAGCGCGCACUCCUCGAGAAGGCAAUGGAGCAGUUUCUCGGCAAGUCCACGCGCGAAAUCCAGGACGUCAUUGUGCAGACCCUCGAGGGCCAUCUGCGCGCCAUCCUCGGCACGCUCACCGUCGAGGAAAUCUACAAGGAUCGCGAAAAGUUUGCAGAGCUCGUGCGCGAGGUCGCCUCCCCCGACGUCGGCAAGAUGGGCGUCGAAAUCCUCUCAUUCACCAUCAAGGACAUUGCCGACAAGGUCGGAUACCUCGACUCGCUCGGCAAGAAGCGCACCGCAGAGGUCAAACGCGACGCAGACAUUGGUGUUGCCCACGCCAAGCGCGACGCUGGCAUCAAGGAAGCAGAGGCACAGCGCCGCCACAUGGACGUCAAGUACGCCGCCGACACUGAAAUUGCCGACGCCAAGCGCGGCUACGAGCUCCAAAAAGCCCAGUUCGACCAGGAGAUUAACACCAAGAAGGCCACGGCCGAGCUCGCCUACUCGCUCCAGGCCGCCAAGGUCCAGCAGUCCAUCAAGCAGGAGAACAUCCAGAUUGAAGUUAUUGAGCGCCGCAAGCAGAUUGAGGUCGAGGAGCAGGAAAUCAUCCGUCGCCAGUACGAGCUCGAGGCCCAAGUCCGCAAGCCCGCCGACGCCGACAAGUUUAAGAUUGAGACCUUGGCGCAGGCCCAACGGACCCGCACCAUCGUCUCCGCCCAGGCCGAGGCCGAGGCCAUCAAGCUGAUUGGUGCCGCCGAAGCCGCCGCCAUCCAGGCCAAGGGUAUUGCCGAGGCCGACGAAAUGCGCAUGAAGGCGGCCGCCUUCAAGCAGUACGGCAACGCCGCCAUCAUGAACAUGGUGCUCGAGGCGCUGCCCAAGAUUGCUGCCGAGAUUGCCGCCCCGCUCGCCAAGACCGACAACAUUGUCCUCCUCUCUGGCGACAGCAACGCCACCUCUGCCGACCGUGCCACCUCCGAGAUUGCACGAUUGGUCGGCCAACUGCCCCCAGCCGUCCAAGCCAUCACUGGCGUCGACCUCACCAAGACCCUUGCGCGCCUCGCCUCGGGCUCUGCCACGGCCCCUGCUGCCACCGCCACUCGUUAACUUUGUUUGGUUAUUGGAUGUCUUUGACCAUGAGUGUGUGUGAGUGUAACAAAACCUAAAAAUUCAGGCAAAAACAAAACAAACAAAAAAAAACAAAAAAAAAAAAAACCAACUGCGCAUGUGUU